AUGUCGUCAACACAAGGUGCGGAUUUUGAAGUGGUGGCUUGCGGUCGCAAGACGAAGAAAGAAUACCUCGGCGAACACAAGAGGCAGGAGGAGAUGGUGGGCACCUACGCAACGUGGAAGGAGCGACUGUGCAGCAAAGAAGCGCAAACUGUCAGAGCAAUCGCAAACGGGAGAGAGCGUGGGGACGAAAUCAAGGGUAUCAAGGGUCGCUGCACGCGACCACUUGGGCAAAGCGGCGCAUACACCCCUGACCGCCUCCAUGUCUAG
This is a messenger RNA of Parastagonospora nodorum SN15, 267 nucleotides long. RefSeq lists its product as hypothetical. The record is from RefSeq and is a predicted model, not a curated record. Bases 1 to 267 code for a protein of 88 amino acids. The transcript is spliced from 2 exons. NCBI's taxonomy places the organism in Eukaryota, Fungi, Ascomycota, Dothideomycetes, Pleosporales, Phaeosphaeriaceae.